UACAAGUAAAUUAGCUGCAAAGUUUCUUAAAUCAAUUAUUUCUGUGUUUUAAAAACUACUAUUUUCCUGAUUUUUUUCAGAAGAUCUGACAGGAUGAAGCUAGCAAGAUUGGCGGUUGGGUGUGGAUUUAUUGUAAUUGUUAUUUUAUCGAAAGUUGUUACAACGGAAACUAUGUCUUAUGAAUUUGGAGAUACUUGCUCUGUUUUCUUAAAAGAAUUGGAUGAAAGUCGCCAAUUUUAUGUUGAAUACCAUGGGAAACGUGUUAGUACCUUGUGCGAUGACUUCUCAUUCGAGGGAAGAGGAGAUGAAAUCAUGGAUGAGUACAAAGUUUGUGUUACACCUCAAUAUUUCAACGAUCCAGAUUGUGCCAUAGAGUUAGUGUAUACCUCUUCCGUUUUUGGAAAACCGCUACAGAGUGUAACGUGUUCAAAAAACAUUCACACUAAAUUUUGUGGUAAAAAGGAGGACUAUCUUUAUAUCAAUUUCAAGAAACGCGAUGAUAAGUCAACAUCAAGUGCUAGUUUCAAACUACUUGUCACCGCUGAAAAAGUUUUUGAUUAUGGAACUUUCGUUGGAGCUAUUGUUGGAGGUGUGAUCGGCGGUAUAAUUUUAAUUACAAUACUAACAGGUAUAUUUUGUUGGUGUGUGUGCAGACGGAAACCUAAUCAAGGUCAAGUACUAGGAACGACUCAGAAUACCUCAGGUCAAACAACAAACCAACCAGGUAUUCCAUAUGCUACAUAUUCAACACAGCAGUCAAACAACACAACCACAUUGUAUCCGACAGGAAAUUACUCAACGCAAUAUUCUGCAGGAUACAGUGCACAACAGCCGUUUCAAUACUCACAGACAAUUGGUUCACAACAGUAGAACGUUGAUAGUUUCUCGGCUUUGUAAACCAAAGAUCUGGAAGGAUAGUUGAUUUUAGUUCACCUGAGCUGAGAGUUCAAAUGAUGAUUUCUGAUCAAAAUUUGUUCGUUGUCUGUUGUUUCCGACGUCGUCGUUGUUGUCAUAAACCUUUUAUGAUUUCAUCUUCUUCCCCAUACCACUAAAGGCAAUCAAAGUUUCACGUAGGAAAUCAAAAGAAAAAUCUUUUUUUUUUCAAGAACAGCAAAGUCAUGAGCAUUCAUAUUUAUAUGGAAUCAUCUUCAAGUAGUGUAGCUUCAAAAUUGUUCAAAUCAUGAGCCCUUGGGAAAAGGUGUUUUUCCAUUGGGCGACUAAUAUUUUAAAUAGGAAAACAGGAAAAAUAUUCUUAAUAACAUCAAAGACACGAUUAGCUAUGAUUAUAUACAUUUAGAUGGAAGUAUCCUCAGUCACCAUAGAGUUUCAAUUUUAUUUUUUCAAAAUAUGACUCUGAGAAUAAGGAUAGGGGUACAAGGGUUUUACAUAGGAAUUUAUCGGGAAAAGAACAAGAAGGAUCAUGAUUAAUCAGGUGAACGUUUUGGCCUAUAGGCCUCUUGUCUUUCUGUCGUUAAAACAAUUUUUUUUUGUAAUCAAUUUAUCACUAAAAUUAUUGAAACUUUUACUUUUUUCCUCCUUUUUCUGCUUUUAUGAUCAAUAAUGUAGAAGCAAAUCUAAGUUUCAUUUCUCCUGCUUUGUAACCGUAUGAUA
Messenger RNA from Saccostrea echinata, 1611 nucleotides. RefSeq lists its product as uncharacterized. Lineage: Eukaryota; Metazoa; Mollusca; Bivalvia; Ostreida; Ostreidae. The transcript is spliced from 6 exons. The record is from RefSeq and is a predicted model, not a curated record. The coding region runs from base 94 to 870 and encodes 258 amino acids.